Pelobates fuscus (common spadefoot toad) is the source of this 1782-nucleotide messenger RNA. It is a transcript of the gene ALKBH1, whose product is annotated as alkB homolog 1, histone H2A dioxygenase. Lineage: Eukaryota; Metazoa; Chordata; Amphibia; Anura; Pelobatidae. Gene Ontology annotation, biological process: oxidative RNA demethylation. Bases 19 to 1164 code for a protein of 381 amino acids. The record is from RefSeq and is a predicted model, not a curated record. The transcript has 6 exons. Gene Ontology annotation, molecular function: ferrous iron binding; oxidative RNA demethylase activity; broad specificity oxidative DNA demethylase activity. Gene Ontology annotation, cellular component: cytoplasm; nucleus.
GGCGGCGCCCAGUAAGGCAUGGGGAAGAUGGCCGCCUGCAGGCUGGAGCAAGGGGAGGAUGCCUUCAGAAAGAUAUUCCGUCUGUAUAAACGGAGGAACCCCCCACCUGACCUCAGUGGGGUGCUAGAGUUUACCAGAGGACAUCCUGGAGUAAAGCCCAAAGAGCUGACUAUUGGUGCUCUAAGUGACCAUGAUGCCUGCCGAGCUGGUUUACAACCUUUGGACCAGUGGAAGGUUUAUGGCCUUGAAGGUUACCCAGGAUUUCUUUUUGUAUCAAAUCCCUUCCUGCCUGGUUGGCAGCAUCGCUGGGUGAGACAAUGUCUAAAGGUUUAUCCACAGAAACCAAAUGUAUGCAACCUAGAUCUUCAUAUGAGAGCCGAGCAGACCGCCAACAUAUGGGAGAGUAGCAAGGAGCAGCUCAGAGAGAGAGCCUCUGAUCGCAGAAGCCAGAAGAGCCUGUUGGAGAAGCUUCGCUGGGUUACCCUUGGCUAUCACUAUAACUGGGACACUAAGAAGUACUCAGUCGACCAUCACUCCACCUUCCCCCCAGACUUAGCUGAGCUUUCACGCUGCGUCUCCCGAGCUUGUGGUUUCUCCAAGUUUCAACCAGAGGCAGGGAUCCUCAAUUACUAUCACAUGGACUCAUCUCUUGGAAUUCACGUGGAUGAGUCCGAGCUGGACCAGCACAGUCCCCUCCUCUCUUUCUGCUUUGGACAGUCCUGUAUAUAUUUGCUGGGAGGCUUGAGCAGGGAGCUGGCUCCCACUCCAAUGAUGAUGCACAGCGGUGAUAUCAUGAUAAUGGCAGGUCCUAGCCGACUAUUAUACCACGCUGUGCCAAGGAUACUUCCCCAUCCAGGAGGUGGCCUUUUGCCUCCAAGUCUAACUGGGCCACCAUCUGACAAUACUCCUACUCCUCCUUCUCUCACUGAGCCAUGUUCUUCCCAAGACUGGGAAGUAUGUGCACAAUAUUUACAUGACUCCCGUAUUAACAUGACGGUCAGGCAGGUACUGGAGGAUGGCUGCAGCUUUCCAGUAGGGGAGGACAUGAGGCAUGAACAAAUCCAUGCAACCAAAGAAGACUCUUAUCACCAGGAUGAACCAGAAACACCGGGACAGGAAGGUGAGGGACAGCACCUACUCACCAAACGCAUUAAGACCACGUAGACCUGGAUCUGCUAGAAAAAGUGUAGUACAUAAAGAAGAAUUAUUUAAGCUGGGAUUAAAUUAAAUUGAAUUGUUAUUCUACCAAACGUCUUUCUUUAAUGCACUAAAAUGCAAUAAGCACUUGGAGUGCAGUAGACAGAUGUAUUUUUGGUUUUAUAUAUAUUGCAAACGAGUUUAUUUGAAAGCUCAUAAACACAUUGCAUUGAUUUUAUAAAGGUCUCAUUGAGAUAUCCUGGUUCCUUCACCAUGUCACCAUGCCAAGGGUGAUCAGAGCAAUACAAAUUCCUUGCAUUUGAAAGAAUACUAUGCUUUGUUUAACCUGUAGUUUCCAAAACUACUUUCCGGUAAACACCUGGAAAAUCUCUACAGCUUCAGAUGAGCUUCCAUUGUUUUAUGCAUAUAUAUGACUUUUACAAUCUGGCUAAGUCCACAUCUCCUUUGUCCUCUCUGUUUGGAAAGGCACCAUGUUUUGUAAUUCUGAGCAGCAUGUUUGGACUGAUAAACUCUGCAGAAUGAUAAUCUUACAGAGCAGUAUCUCAGUCUCCGUUUAAUUGACAAUGUGACGAAUAUCUGUCCCCCCCACAUACAAUAAUGAUUAAAGGACCACUAUAGUGCCAG